CCUGUUGUGCGCACUGACCACCUAUGUCCUGAACUGUGCCUGCUGUGUGCACCGACCACCCGUGUCCUGAACUGUCCCUGUUGUGCGCACUGACAACAUGUGUCCUGAACUGUGCCUGCUGUGUGCACCGACCACCCGUGUUCCGAACUGCCCCACUGUGUGCACUAACCACACGUGUCCUGAACUGUCCCUGUUGUGCGCACAGAUCACCUGGGUUAUGCACUGCCCUACUACACGCCUAGACUACCCUUACUUGAACCGCCCCAUGGCGUGCCCGGAGUAUAGCUACCUGUGGUGCCCCUGAGUGCUUGAGUCAUCGCUACCCGUUGAGUCCCCCGUGAACCCAAUGUCCCUAGAAAGCUGGUCCCGUUGAGUCCCUGAGACCCCUGCCCAG
This is a messenger RNA of Staurois parvus, 394 nucleotides long. The record is from the annotation of a GenBank genome assembly. NCBI's taxonomy places the organism in Eukaryota, Metazoa, Chordata, Amphibia, Anura, Ranidae.